Messenger RNA from Cherax quadricarinatus, 1695 nucleotides. It is a transcript of the gene Ahcy, whose product is annotated as adenosylhomocysteinase. Gene Ontology annotation, molecular function: adenosylhomocysteinase activity. NCBI's taxonomy places the organism in Eukaryota, Metazoa, Arthropoda, Malacostraca, Decapoda, Parastacidae. Gene Ontology annotation, biological process: L-methionine cycle. The record is from RefSeq and is a predicted model, not a curated record. Gene Ontology annotation, cellular component: cytosol.
AAAGGGGGAGGAAGCAGAGGGUAUUUAAGAGGUGGCGGCAGCGGCGCAGGUCCCUGUUACCGUCGAGUCUAGCGCCAACACGGACCUCUGUGAUACUUGUCUCUGCUUCACUCUACACGCUAACCAUGACUUCCAAGCCUCCUUUCAAAGUUGCCGACAUCAAUCUAGCCGACUUUGGUCGCAAGGAAAUAAUCAUGGCAGAGAAAGAAAUGCCAGGACUAAUGAGUCUGCGCAAGAAGUAUGGGGCAGAGAAGCCACUGAAGGGUGCUAGAGUGGCAGGCUGUCUCCAUAUGACCAUCCAGACAGCUGUACUCAUUGAAACACUUACUGAGCUUGGGGCAGAAGUUCAGUGGUCAUCAUGCAACAUCUUUAGUACUCAGGACCACGCAGCAGCAGCCAUCGCCAAAUCUGGUGUACCAGUGUAUGCCUGGAAAGGUGAAACUGAUGAAGAGUACAUUUGGUGCAUUGAACAAACGCUAAUAUUCUCCGAUGGACAACCAUUGAACAUGAUUCUUGAUGAUGGAGGUGACCUGACCAACCUUGUCCAUGAGAAACAUCCAAACCUACUGGCUGAUAUUAAGGGCUUGUCAGAAGAGACAACCACAGGUGUUCACAACUUGUACAAAAUGAUGCGUGAAGGCAAACUAAAGGUUCCAGCCUUCAAUGUUAAUGAUUCUGUUACCAAGAGCAAGUUUGAUAAUCUGUAUGGCUGUCGAGAAUCGCUGACUGAUGGCAUAAAGAGAGCAACUGAUAUUAUGUUAGCUGGCAAGACCUGUGUUGUUGCUGGAUAUGGUGAUGUGGGUAAGGGUUCAGCCCAAUCACUUCGUGCAUUUGGCGCUAGAGUGCUCAUAACGGAGAUUGAUCCUAUCAAUGCUCUACAAGCUGCAUGUGAAGGUUACCAAGUUACCACCAUGGACGAAGCCAUCAAACAAGGAGCAUCUAUCUUUGUGACGACUACAGGUUGCCGUGACAUUAUUACUGGGGAGCACUUCAAUAUGAUGAGAGAUGAUUCUAUUGUCUGCAAUAUUGGCCACUUUGAUAUUGAAAUUGAUGUGAAGUGGUUAGAUCAGAAUUGUGUGGAGAAGAUAAACAUUAAGCCUCAGGUUGAUCGAUACCUCUUGAAGUCUGGCAACCAUGUAAUCCUACUUGCAGAGGGCCGCUUGGUGAAUCUGGGCUGUGCUAUGGGUCACCCAUCAUUUGUGAUGUCCAAUUCCUUCACUAACCAAGUCAUUGCACAAAUUGAACUUUGGACAAAACCAGGACAGUACCCUGUGGGAGUUCAUUUCCUGCCAAAGAAAUUGGAUGAAGAAGUAGCUCGGCUUCAUCUUGACCAUCUAGGGGUAAAGCUGACAAAGCUCAAUGCUACUCAGUCUGAAUAUUUGGGACUUCCCGUUGAUGGACCUUUCAAGCCAGAGCAUUACCGGUAUUAAGUACAAAAAAAAAAUGUGCGAUUCCUCUCCUUUGGUGAUUUGUUGUUCUCUUCUAGUCAUUAAUCACUUACAGCUACAGCUGAAUUUUGCUAAGGUACAAGUAUUUUAACACUUACAGAAUUUUUAAAUAGUUUUGUUAAUUUUGAAACUGCGUAAUUGUCUGAAGUGGUUUUGCAAAGAGAACAACAACGUAUGGUUCUGCGCAUGUAUGGGAGCAUGAAAAAUGUAACCAAAAAUUUUCUUAUAAUAAAUAUAUAAUUAUUUA